AAAUCACCAAGGAACAACGCUCUUCAAUCAUUGCAAUGUACUUUGCUUUGGAAGAAGAUAAGGAUGUCGAGGAUAUCAAGGAGAAGACCCGAACUGAUUUUGAAGAAGUAAAGGCACUCAAUUCCACCCAUCCAUCAACACAACUCGAUAAGAUGGCCAUUGAACUCCUCGAACGCUUCAGUAGUCUCAGCCAUAGCGAAACCGUUGUACUCAAGUUGGCUUUAAGUCACAUCGUCAGCUUUUUUGACGAUGAACAUUUGGCUUUCUAUAAGAAUCAUAUCAAGAACGAUGAGGUAUGGAGCUUGUGGGAAGACAAGAAGAAGAAGCAGUUGGAUGUCGAAGAAGAGAAAAAGAAGAUUGUUGAAGAUGUAUUUGGUGCUGUUGUCAAAGAAGCAAAGCAAAGCCUGGAUCAUGCUCUAAAGUUUGUAUUGAAAGAACAACUUGAGUUGCUAGACAAGAAUGAAAGAAAAACAUUCAAGUAUCAAAUGUUAGAAGCUGCAAGCUAUUUACUUCACAACAUGGAAGACUGGGAGAGUAACGCUCAGCCAUCAGAAGCAGAAGUGGUGAACCGGGUGAGCGGCUUGCUCAGGAUUUUCUUUAAUGACAGUGACUUGAAGAUUAAGAUCGGCGAAACUACUGCCGACUGCACCAAAGCAAACAGGGUGCACAAUGAGUCACAGUUCUCUGGUAGUAACUCAUCCUCCUACUUCUCUUCACACUCGGAAUCAACUACAGCAAGCAACGUUAGCGGUCGUAAAAUCGAUAUGAGAUUUAUGGCUGAUAAUGGCAUUGAAGUUGCCUUGUGCGAGUUUAAAAGAAAUACGGACAGACGCAAGCUGACAGAACAGCAAGGCAAAUGUUGCCGCUUGAACGUUGCUUUGCUUGAGGAUUUAAAGACCAUCGACAUAAAUGACAGAAUAAUUGCCAUAACCUGGGGUGGUAUGUGUGUAGUUUGCUUCAUCGAUUUUUUUGGUGUCGCGGAUAAUAGCGUUUCUGAACAAAGACAGCCAAUUGAGGUUGAAUAUAACCUUCCCUAUAUGUAUAAACCAAACAAGAAAAGGUUUAAACCUCAGAUAACCAACUGUUCUGAACUAUAAAUAUUGAAUCUGAUAUUAAAUUAAUAAAAAA
Gilbertella persicaria is the source of this 1128-nucleotide messenger RNA. RefSeq lists its product as uncharacterized. The record is from RefSeq and is a predicted model, not a curated record. NCBI's taxonomy places the organism in Eukaryota, Fungi, Mucoromycota, Mucoromycetes, Mucorales, Choanephoraceae. Bases 36 to 1097 code for a protein of 353 amino acids. The transcript is spliced from 6 exons.